This is a messenger RNA of Capsella rubella, 2226 nucleotides long. Its product is annotated as PHD finger protein MALE MEIOCYTE DEATH 1. The transcript is spliced from 3 exons. The coding region runs from base 1 to 2118 and encodes 705 amino acids. Lineage: Eukaryota; Viridiplantae; Streptophyta; Magnoliopsida; Brassicales; Brassicaceae. The record is from RefSeq and is a predicted model, not a curated record.
AUGCCGAUACCAAUCAUCGAAACGUGCCGUAAGAGAAAGAGGAAGCCCAAAGUUUACAGCUCGUUACGGUUCGGCGAAGAUGGGGUUCCGAUUAACCGGAACGGAUCGUUUCGGGAUCAGAUUAGGGUUUUUUUGCGGGAUUGUGCUGAUGUAGAGGAUUAUAAUGUUCGUGGUAUGCCUGUUUGGUGUACGCUUCUUGGUCAUGAGACGACGAGCUCUGUUGUUCCGCUUUACACCGUUGAAGAAGAUGUUGCUCGUUCUUCGGAACCUUAUUGCGAUCAAUGUCGAUGCACAGGGUGGAGCAAUCAUUUAGUGUCAAAGAGGAAGUAUCACUUUAUAAUACCAACUGAUUCUGAGUGGAAUAUGCCAUUAGAAGAUGAUGUUUUUGAUCUACAAAUUCAUCUCUUACAUGGAGUGAUUCAUGGUAAUGGAUGUGGUCAUUUGAUCUCCAUCAAUGGUAUGGAAGGAGGUUCUAAGUAUAUGUGCGGAAGAGAAAUCGUUGAUAUUUGGGAUAGGAUUUGUAAUAGCCUUGGAGCACGGAUGAUAACUGUUGAAGAUUUCUCUAAGAAGAGAUCUCUUGACCUGAGGUUGCUUUAUGGUGUAGCUUAUGGCCAUUCCUGGUUUGGUAGAUGGGGAUACAAGUUCUGUCGUGGAAGUUAUGGUGUGACCAAGGAUGACUAUGAGAACGCAAUAGAGCUUCUUGGUUCACUAGAACUUGAUCAGAUAGACGUUGAUUUCAGUGAGCAUCAACAAACUAAAGAUAUCAAACAAGUUAUUCGGCAUUACAGAGAAAUGAGUGAAGGUCAUUUGAGGACAUUCCGAGAUCUUUUGCGGUUUAUGCUCAUCAUCAAGUCACAUGCUUCUCCCCAAAAGCUUCUUCCUGCGACUCCUCCUCUCCUGACAGAUUCUCCUCAUCCAAAAAGAUCAAACAGGUUGCUUUUGAAGAAAAGUGAUAUCGCUCAUAAUGAGAAGUCUCCGAAAUAUAGGAACUAUAGGACUGUGGCAGCUAACUUGGGUAGUAGAUGGCCUGUGAGGAGACUGGAAUUUGCAGCUGAAGUGAUAGUAGAGUCACUGAAAGAGAUGAAAGCAAUGAAUCCAAAUGGUAUGACUCGGCAAGAUGUUAGGGAUUCAGCUAGAUUGCAUAUUGGGGAUACCGGUCUGCUGGAUUAUGUGCUCAAGUCUAUGCACAAUGUGGUCAUUGGGAAUGUUUUGGUCCGGCGUUAUGUUGAUCCCAUUACACGUAUUCUGCAUUAUACAAUACAGGAGCUUGGUGAUGCAAUGAAAGCCAUAGAACCAAAGAAAGAAGAAGCUGUUGUGCUAGCAGAGAUUACUCCUUUGAGGAUUUUUACUCCAUUGAAACCUGGAGCUGAUGUUUAUGGAGAUCUGUUAUUACUAUACACAAAUGUGUUGUUGAACUAUCCAGAAUCUGAGCAAGUGAGAUCUGCAACUCAAGCUAUCCUAGACAGCAAGUUCUUCAUAAAGGAGUGGUCUAUAUGGGACAACAAUGAAACAGUCUUACAAUAUGUUUGCCGUAUCAAUCCAAGUUUACUUGAUUUCAGAUCAGAACAGGCCACAGAGCUCCCUCCAGGUGAAUUGGUCACAGUUCCAAUACAAGCCACAGUCUUUGAUCUAAAGCGAGCCAUUGAAGAAACUUUCAGAGAUACUUACUGCAUCUUAGAAAAUUUUGUGGUGAGUGAGAUUGAAGAGAUCAAGGAAGGCAUGGGUUUGACCGAGUCUUGUUCUGCAUUAACAGUGAGAGGUCAUGGGAUUGACUUGGAAUCAAACCUGAAGUGUCAAGGUGGAUGUGAUACAUGGAUGGUGAAAUGUGUUUGCAGAGCUAGAGAUGAUGAUGGUGAAAGGAUGAUAUCAUGUGAUGUCUGUGAAGUAUGGCAGCAUACAAGAUGCUGUGAGAUUGAUGAUUCAGACACUUUGCCUCCACUUUUCGUGUGUUCGAAUUGCUGUGAAGAAUUUGCAGAACAACAGAGGAAACUGUUGCAGCCAAAAUAUGAAUUUCCAAGUUCAGACAACAUGUUUCUGAUUGAAUCUGCAGAUGAUUUCUAUGGUGAUCAGCAGAGAUGUCUUGAUUUGAUUUUCCCUGAAGAGAACUAUCUCCUGUAAAGCCAAUUUUGGAUCAAUCUAUGUAGAUAACUCAAUUCUUUUGGUAAAUGAAACAAAACUGUAUUAGACUUGUGUUGUGUUGUGUUGUGGUAUACAAGUUUGGUUAAA